CUGCCAGCUGUCAAAGAGGCAUCCUGGGCUCUGGGAGCGGGAGCAGCCCUAUGUGUCCCUAAGCUGAGAGAACCCCCUGACUCCGCUCGCCAUGAAUACCGAGGAGCAGUAUUACGCCUCGGCGCAGCUCUACAAGGAGUCGUGCGCGUUUCAAAGAGCUCAGGCGCAGGACUACAACCCCAGCCCCCCCGCCUGCCUGUACAUGGGCAGGCAGCAACAGACUCCUUAUCCCAGCGCCUUAGGGGCUCUCGAGCAAGGCAGCCCGCCAGACAUUUCACCUUACGAGGUGCCCCCCAUCACUGAGGAUGCCGGGGUCUCCCACCUUCAUCACCAUCACCACCAUGCUCAUCUUCCUCCUCCCCACCAGGACGCGUUGCCUUUCUCAGACGGGGCGGACACGGGGGCUGUAGAGGAGCCCCGAGUGCAGGUGCCUUUCGCCUGGAUGAAGUCCACCAAAUCUCACGCCUGGAAGGGACAGUGGACCGGGGGGUCCUGUGUAGUCGAACCGGAGGAGAACAAGAGGACGAGGACGGCGUACACGCGGGCACAGCUGCUGGAGCUGGAGAAGGAGUUUCUCUUCAACAAGUAUAUCUCCAGGCCGCGGCGGGUGGAGCUGGCUGUCAUGUUGAACUUGACCGAAAGGCACAUCAAGAUCUGGUUCCAGAACAGGCGGAUGAAGUGGAAGAAGGAAGAGGACAAAAAGCGCGGGGCGGGCAACAGCAAUGACCCCGAGCAAGACUGCGUGGUGACCUCCGGAGAGCUCCAGAACAAGGAGGAUCUCCAGCCGUGCCCCGCCGGGAACCUGACCUCGGGGGCCUCCAGGGACCUUCUCGCCCCCAGCCUAGCACCCAGAAGACAGCAGGACUCUCGAUGAGGCGGGGGGAGCCCCACGCCCCGGGACGAGGAAAAGGAUGGAAUAGGGGAAAGAGCCGUGAGGCUGGCACAGGCUUCCCGCCGCCCCGCCAUGCCGUGCCGAUGCUCUCCCGCCUUCCCCCGGGGAAUCUCUGCCUCCACUCCGACGCUCGCGUCCUCCAAAAACGAAAUGUUCAGCUGUAACAAAGAGGGGCUCACUGUGGGCCGCAGGGCCGGAGUAGGCCGCAGGGAGCCGCCGAGAUGGCGGCGAGCUGUGCCCCGCUCCCCCGAGCAACCCGCACCGCAACGAGCCCUACGGGGCAGCUUCCCCUGGGGAAGGUGGGUUUCGGGUGGUCACCGACUGUGUGUGCAACCCUGGGUGCACGGAGCGGUCUGGGAAGCGGAGGAGAAACGAGAGCACGCCGCCUUACCCCGAACGGCUGCCCGGUCGGGGCGCGCGUCCCGCCGUGUCCGUCGGUUCACAAGCGCGGACGUGGAGCAGAGCAUCCCGGACCAUCCACGGGCUGGCACGCCGCCGUCCCCGUCCCUUCCAGUGGCACCAGGGCAUCGGCUCUACCGAGGACUCCUCGGGACUUUUACUUACUCCUUUGGAAACUGGAAUCUGGUUUCUUUCGUUCUCUUUUGUCUUUGGGAAAGAAAGGGGCGGGGGGUGUGCGGGGGAAGAAAGAAAAAAAAAAAAAAGGAGAGAAAAAGUUUAAAUAUUAAAAAAAAAAAAAAAAAAGCCUUCGUAUCCUGCGGGCAGGAUUUGACUACACCGAUGAUCUGUUCCCAAUGACGGGCAUAGGCAACCAGACCCUCCUCCGGGCUUCGCCAGCGGCUCUAGGGACUCUGCGCUGGCUGCCCGCGGCUCCGUGACCGUCUGGGCUCCGCGGGGGGCUCCGCGGUGCGCGAGGCUGCACUCGCCUCCUCGAGGGGCGAAUGCGAGCCCAGAGAUGCAAAAGAAAAUUCGCUGGUAAUCUCCGGGAAACGAACAGAGGUAGAUCGGGCUGCGAGCCGAGAGCGCGGGACGUAUGUGGGGGGCUAGGGCUGGUCCCAGGUACAUUGUUCUUUGGGGAAAAGCUCUUGCCUCUCUUCCAACCCUUCUGCAAGUUCGGAUUCUGCCUUAGAGAGGAGAAACCGCCCUGCAGCACAAACUCCUGUCCCAGCUCGGCUCUGCAGACGCGACUUUACACGCCAGCAGAGGCUGGGGGCCCUCUGUCUCCCGAGGCACUGCAGAGCACCGAAGACUUUUCCUGGGUCUUAUUUUU
This is a messenger RNA of Chiroxiphia lanceolata (lance-tailed manakin), 2120 nucleotides long. It is a transcript of the gene PDX1, whose product is annotated as pancreatic and duodenal homeobox 1. The transcript is spliced from 2 exons. Gene Ontology annotation, biological process: type B pancreatic cell differentiation; regulation of transcription by RNA polymerase II. The record is from RefSeq and is a predicted model, not a curated record. Gene Ontology annotation, molecular function: DNA-binding transcription factor activity, RNA polymerase II-specific; RNA polymerase II cis-regulatory region sequence-specific DNA binding. NCBI's taxonomy places the organism in Eukaryota, Metazoa, Chordata, Aves, Passeriformes, Pipridae. Gene Ontology annotation, cellular component: nucleus. Bases 92 to 874 code for a protein of 260 amino acids.